ACGUUGGAUUCUCGACGCGAGCGCGCGCCGAUCACUCAAAGCAUAACCCGUACCCGUACCUGAUUAUUUAUUUUGAGUGUUAUUCGUUUACCCUCUGUUUACGUGUACGUGUGUGUGUGUGUUAGUGUGUGCAUACAUAUUUGACUUGUGAUUAAAAGUCAGUUGACCAUCGACAAGAUCAUCAACUCUUGAUCAUCGUGACCUUUAGCAAAGUCUACGACAAGCGCCAAUCGAUAUGAGGGAAAUUGUGCAUCUACAGGCUGGCCAAUGCGGCAAUCAAAUCGGUUCAAAGUUCUGGGAAGUCAUCUCUGAUGAGCAUGGCAUCGAUCCCAAUGGCUAUUAUCAUGGCGAAUCGGACUUGCAGCACGAACGCAUCGAUGUCUACUACAAUGAGGCAAGCAGUGGCAAGUAUGUGCCCCGUGCUGUGCUCAUCGAUCUGGAGCCCGGCACCAUGGACUCUGUGCGUCAGUCACCCAUGGGUCAGCUCUUCAGACCCGACAACUUUGUCUACGGACAGUCUGGAGCGGGCAACAACUGGGCAAAGGGUCACUACACAGAGGGCGCCGAACUGAUUGAUUCAGUGCUCGAAGUGCUGCGCAAGGAAUCCGAGGGCUGUGACUGUCUGCAGGGCUUUCAGCUGGCCCAUUCGCUGGGCGGCGGCACUGGCUCCGGUUUGGGCACGCUGCUGAUAUCGAAGAUACGCGAGGAAUAUCCGGAUCGCAUCAUGAACUCCUUCUCCGUGGUGCCCUCACCCAAGGUGUCCGAUACCGUUGUGGAGCCGUACAAUGCAACGCUCUCCAUUCAUCAGCUGGUGGAGAACACCGACGAGACGUUCUGCAUUGACAAUGAGGCGCUUUAUGACAUUUGCUUCCGCACGCUGAAGCUAUCGUCGCCCACCUAUGGCGAUCUAAAUCAUCUGGUUUCCGUCACAAUGUCUGGUGUGACGACGUGCCUGCGUUUCCCUGGCCAGCUGAAUGCUGAUCUGCGUAAGUUGGCUGUCAACAUGGUGCCCUUCCCACGUCUGCACUUCUUUAUGCCCGGCUUUGCCCCACUCACGGCCAAGGGAUCGCAGCAGUAUCGCGCCUUGACUGUCGCCGAGUUGACCCAACAAAUGUUCGAUGCCAAGAACAUGAUGACCGCCUGCGAUCCUCGACAUGGUCGCUAUCUGACUGUGGCCUGCAUCUUCAGAGGACCCAUGUCCAUGAAGGAGGUGGACACACAGAUGCUCAACGUGCAGAGCAAGAACAGCAGCUACUUUGUCGAAUGGAUCCCCAACAAUGUGAAGGUCGCCGUCUGUGACAUUCCGCCACGCGGCCUCAAAAUGUCCGCCACAUUCAUUGGCAACUCGACGGCCAUCCAGGAGAUCUUCAAGCGCAUCUCCGAACAGUUUACUGCGAUGUUCCGUCGCAAGGCUUUCCUGCAUUGGUACACCGGCGAGGGCAUGGACGAGAUGGAGUUCACCGAGGCCGAGAGCAACAUGAACGAUCUGAUAUCCGAAUAUCAACAGUACCAGGAAGCCACCGCCGACGACGAUGUCGAAUUCGACGAAGAGCAGGCCGAGCACGAGGCUUACGAGGCGGAGACGCUGCAGAAUGGCGACUCCUAGUCCAGCACUUUCAACUAACGCCUUCCGCUUGUACUAUUCUGCAUGACUAACUUUAAACAUAAGCUAUUUAACAUGUAGAGACAAGUUGUGCAGCUAAUAAAACAUAAAUCUAGUAUUUCA
Molecule: messenger RNA, 1726 nt
Organism: Drosophila sulfurigaster albostrigata
Lineage: Eukaryota; Metazoa; Arthropoda; Insecta; Diptera; Drosophilidae
Gene: betaTub97EF
Product: tubulin beta chain
Exons: 7
Coding region: 236-1606 (456 amino acids)
Biological process (GO): microtubule cytoskeleton organization; mitotic cell cycle
Cellular component (GO): microtubule; cytoplasm
Molecular function (GO): structural constituent of cytoskeleton; GTP binding; GTPase activity
Source: RefSeq, a predicted model, not a curated record